This is a messenger RNA of Brassica napus (rape), 1124 nucleotides long. Its product is annotated as UPF0725 protein At5g63820. The record is from RefSeq and is a predicted model, not a curated record. The transcript has 6 exons. NCBI's taxonomy places the organism in Eukaryota, Viridiplantae, Streptophyta, Magnoliopsida, Brassicales, Brassicaceae. Bases 119 to 1030 code for a protein of 303 amino acids.
AGAUAAUGGUGACCAAUGCCCAACUGAUAUAUAAGAAAUAAACAACGUUAUCGGUUGUCUCGUACUGCACACGAUUUUUUUGAGAGAUUUCAAAGGGCUUGUGUAGGUUUGGAAAGGUAUGGAUAACAAAGAAUCAAGUGAGCUGGGGAAUUUACCAACAUCCCCAAUGGCUAAGCGGGCCCGAACGCGUGAAACGACCGGAGAACGGCUACGGAGACCGUUACCCCGCUCGAUCGACUUGAGAAAUCCUGAUCUGGCCUAUGGUUUUGAUAUGUAUUACAAUGACGAACCGCUUAAAUUAGUUCCGUCUACUUGGAGUAAAAACUAUGGUAUCGGUCUCUAUGGUAGGAUUGGACUCCAAUGCUACAAUCUUCAGAAGGGAACAAACUUAAAGUUUAAACGCUUGGAGAAACAUAGUAGCAAGGACACUUCCUUCUUCAGCCUGUACAUAACUUUGGAGGUAACCGAUCCGGCCACUGGCUCUGUCUGCUCUUUUCAGACUCAGUUUGGCGAUGCAGGACGCCGCAUUUCGUUGGGGGCUAGGAUUACCUGGUUUACCUUAGCCUCCAGAAUCAAACAAAUAUAUAACCAGCCUAUUGAUGAUGUAUGGGACGAGGACACACCUGGAAUAAAUGAGUUCUACAAAGUUCCAAUGCCCAGAUGGUUUUCUGAUGAAGCCUUGGAACGUGACAGUAAAAAGUAUUACGUGGUGCCAGUAUCAGAGCUGCAUGACAAUGACUGGCUUCAACUUCUCAUGGAAGUCGCCUUCUUCUCCAAAUCAGAUCGUUGUUUGGAUGCUUACCUACCCUUGGAGCUCAAGAACGUUGUUGUGGAAACUUUUGAAGAUUACACAACAGAGCCUAGUGAGAAGCUCAAAGCUGAUAACGCAAUCUUCUACAUUAGUUACAAGUGUUGCUCUGAUCCUUCAACGCCUCUGGCUGGUGAUCACCGUGCCGUAGUAAGGAAAACCAUGGAUGGCAAACCAGGCCACAUGUGUCUUGAGGUUGCGCUUACCAAAGAACAAGAAUGAAGAAGAGAAUAAUUUUUUAGUUUCUUACCAAAUAUAGGCUGGCAAAAAAAUAUCAAUAAAAACAGAUGAUAUAUAAUUUUUUAGUUUCUAAUCA